Molecule: messenger RNA, 1756 nt
Organism: Drosophila novamexicana
Lineage: Eukaryota; Metazoa; Arthropoda; Insecta; Diptera; Drosophilidae
Gene: spirit
Product: serine protease persephone
Exons: 3
Coding region: 200-1351 (383 amino acids)
Biological process (GO): proteolysis
Molecular function (GO): serine-type endopeptidase activity
Source: RefSeq, a predicted model, not a curated record
UAAGCCAAAGGCGUAGCUCAGAAACAUGUCAGCCAGCGAAACAUGUGAAGUUGCCUGGCUGGUUUCGCAAAUGCGACGCAUACUUUCCAAGCAGCAACCGGCGCAGGCGCCAACGAGAAGCCAGUUAGAAGCGAGGCCUGCAGUCGAGCAGCCGUAGAGAGUAGCAAAGAAAGUCCCAAUUGAAAGGCGAACUCAGAAAAUGCAAACCGCAUUCUUGUUGCUGAUUGUGCUGGGCACAACGGCGGCGGCGGGGGCGGCAGUGGCCCAGGCCGCCAUUCGGCCGCAGUCCCAGCGCGGCAUUGUCUUUCCCAAGGAAUCGUUCGACGAUUGUUUUGCGGACGAGCAGCAGCGUGUGCCUGGCAACUGUAAGCUGCUGGAGGAUUGCCCCGCUGCCUUGAGCCGCUGGGAGCGGGAGCAUGUCACACCCAAGACCUGUUAUUUCGUCAAGUUCGAUCAAUACGUGUGCUGUGCCCUCAACAGCAGCAGCAGCAGCAGCACGACCAGCACAACAGUGCGUCCAACUCUGGCAGCUCUUAUGCAGCGACGCAGCGAUCGGGCUUGCGAGGCUGCGCUUGUCUUUGGCAUCUCCAUUGUGGGCGGCCGGCCCACCAAGCAUCGGGAGUUCCCGUUUAUGGCCGCGCUGGGCUGGCGCUCCAAUUUUGAUGAGAGCAUUUAUUAUCGCUGUGGUGGCAGCCUCAUAUCGGAUAAAUUUGUGCUGACGGCGGCGCACUGCAUCAACUUUGGCGGUCAGCUGCCGGUCACGGUGCGCCUAGGCGGCGACAAUCUAACCAUUGGCUUGGGUGAGGACCACAUGAUCAGACGCGUUUUUGUGCAUCCCGGCUACAAUGACAGCACCGCGUAUAAUGACAUUGCGCUCUUGGAGCUGGAGGAAGCGCAGCCAUCGGGUCUGCGCAUUGCGUGCCUUUGGGCCAGUACCCAGUUGGCGGAGAAAGAUCUAACAGCCAUUGGCUAUGGACAGAUACGUUUCGCGGGCCUCUCCUCGUCGCAGCUGCUCAAGGUCGACUUGCAGCAUGUUAGCACCGAUCAAUGCCAGCCACACUAUCCGCGUGACGUCCUGUCCGACGGCUUGGCCGCCAGCCAAUUGUGCGCCGGUGACAUGCGAGCCAUGGGCGACACCUGCCAGGGCGACUCGGGCGGGCCGUUGCUCAUGCGAAACGGUUCCAGCUGGUAUGUGGUGGGCGUCACCUCGCUGGGCCAGGGCUGCGCCAGCGGACCACCCAGCGUCUAUACACGCGUCUCCAGCUAUCUGGACUGGAUUGAGGGCAUUGUUUGGCCCAAGCCCGAGGAAGAGAACCAACAGCCAACAUUCGAUCUACGAAUGUCCGAUUGAGUUGAACGGAGGCAGGCGCCAGACUAGUGACUAGACCAUCAGGGGAUUCCAUUGCAAAUGUAAUUCCCACAACAUCAAUUGGUUGUAUCUAGCCGCUGACUCAACGUGCAUCUGCCUGCCUGGGAUUAUUACUCAUGCGAAAGGCCGUUGGAAACGAACCUCGUGUGCUUUACCAUAUUCGCAAUGCUCAAUUUAACUUAUAUUAUAUUAUUAGAAUUAGCUAUAGCUGAGAUCCUGGUACGCUUAAGACUAUUGGGCUUGCCAUUUGAUGACUGUCUUAGCAAAUAGUUUAUUAACGAAUUUAUUUAACUGUGACAGCUUUUGUUCUUUUUUUUUUUAGUCGAAUGUAUUAAUUCAAAGAUCAAAGAUUGCAUAUCUUUUUUAAAUUAAUUCAUUAUUUUUGCU